UUGAAAUUAUAAAAGAAUAUAUUGAUUCAAAAAGAAUAAAUGUUCAAUUAAGAGAGAUUAAAAUUCCAAAUAAACAAAAACAUUUUGAAAUUGGUUGGGAUCAAGAUAAUUUAUUAAAAGAUCUUUUAUCAUUAUCAUUAAAAUUAUAUGAACCUCAUAAAAAAGAUUUUGAAAGGAUACAUAUUGGAACAAAAAAUAAAUGGUUUCUUGAUAAUAUGAAAUUUGAAGGAAUAAAUACAGAAUUAGAAAUUAUAACAGAAAUUGUUUUAAAUCAAGAAAAAAAUUUACCAGGAUUUGAAUAUUUUUAUGAAUUUAAUAAUGAAGGAGGAAAUCAUCAUUCUGGUAAUUUACUCUUUGUAUCUGAAGUUGGUAUUUUAGCUAUAAUUGGGGUUAAUAAUAAAUUUAAUUAUAUAGAAAAUAAAAAAUUUAUUAAAAAUCAAAUUAGAGAAUAUAAAACAUUUGCUAAUAAUAGAUUUGGUAAUAAGUUUGUUACAAUAAUUGGGUUAUACGCAUCUUAUAAUAGAAAUGGUAAAAUUACAUUAAAUCCUGUUGAUUCUUUUGAUAAAAUGAUUAUGAAAAAAGUCAAAGAAUUUACGAAGGAAAAACAAGAAAUGUUACAAGAAAAAACUUCAAAUAAGGAUUCGGAUUCAAGUUAUUCUGAUUCUGAUUCAAAAGAAGAAGAAUCUGAUUCUGAUGAUGAUGUCGUUAUAGAUGAUAAUUCAUCACAAAAUAGCUUUUUUGAUUUUUUGAAAUCUGUUAUUAAAUUCAUAAUUUUCAUUUUACUCUUAGAUUUUAUCUUUAAAAAUUAUUUCAAAAAGGAGGGUAUAGAAUAAUGUUUUAUAUUUGAUGAAAAAAAUUUUAAUAAUAAAUGCAUAUACCUUACUUAAAUAUGUCAUAGUGUUGAUCUACAUGGUCAUCAAUAAUGUUGCGAACGAAAAUAGUUUGUGAUUGGCGAUUCUAAACUCAUCCGUAUGGAUCUCAAUUAUCGAAAUAUUUUAAUCUUAAACUCUAAAG
This is a messenger RNA of Rhizophagus irregularis DAOM 181602=DAOM 197198, 1014 nucleotides long. RefSeq lists its product as uncharacterized. Lineage: Eukaryota; Fungi; Glomeromycota; Glomeromycetes; Glomerales; Glomeraceae. The record is from RefSeq and is a predicted model, not a curated record.